Molecule: messenger RNA, 2574 nt
Organism: Conger conger (European conger)
Lineage: Eukaryota; Metazoa; Chordata; Actinopteri; Anguilliformes; Congridae
Exons: 19
Coding region: 373-2505 (710 amino acids)
Source: RefSeq, a predicted model, not a curated record
ACGUACAAUAAAGUGCAUACCCAUAACCAGGGAUAAGUUCGCUGAAAGACCCUAGAGGGAAGUACAAUUUCAACUGCAUUCAGUUGGGUUGAUAUAGUUAUGGCACUCCUCUUAUCAAAACAAAUUUACUAUAGCAGCUGUCUCUAAUUUGUGCAUUGGAUUUGGAGCAGUAGCCUACAAAGGUUUAGCAGUUACAGCUCAAGAUUGCCUUUUCUUAAUUUGCUGUUGGUCAUAAGUGUUCACUGUAACAAUGUUCCUGAUGGUGUCCAGGUGGAGUGUCGUGAUCGAUACCUCUGGGUGUCCAUAGAAAAGCCACUUGCUGACCGUAUUUUCCAAAUUGAAGCUUUGGAUGAUACUGGUGUGUACCCAAUCAUGGAGAAGUAUGCAUCAGAGUGUGGCUACACGCAUACCUAUGAUGAUGCAAGUGGAAACGCAAUCCUCAGGGCAUCCUACCUGUCCUGCCACACUGACAAUCCAACUGAUGAGGUCUUUGUCUUCAAUUUCAACUUGAUCACCAGUGACCAAGGCGCAGUCUCUGUCCCUUUGUCAAAAACCUGUACACUGUCACUGCCCUGGUCAAACCGGGAGGUCAUCUGUGAACAUAAAUAUAUGGAGGUCUCUGUUAGAAAUGUGCACUGUGCCUCCAAUGGAGAAACCUCUAACUCUUCUACCUCUUCUGUUGCUCAUGAGUCUGCCACAAAUGGCUUCAAGGUUCUGUUUCUGAAAGGGGGUGAGGAAGUUGCCUCCCUGUCAAUUGGUGAUGCACGGAUGCUUGGUUAUGUCAUUGAUGCCACCGCGGAAAGGAUUGUCUUUCGUGCAGCCUACGGCCAGCCCCACUCGGAAAUAAAAAAGAUUAAUGGGAUUCCUGUUGAGGUGGCACAUGCAACGGUGUUCUUCCGCCGGAGUUGGACGGUGGUGAUGAUAGACUUAACAGGAGCUUGUACCUCAAAUUUGGGUUCUUUUGAUGGUGAAAAAUUGCUGUGGAAGACUCCCAUGGUUAUGACCCCGCUGCUGUACGACCACUCUGGAUUUGUGAGUGAGCACAUCCGUUUUGGUGUGAAAGGCCAGCUCCUGGAUGAUUCCACAAUUCGUGAUUGGGGUUACAUGCUGGAUAUUAGUGGGGACUCUGUGUGGAUUGGUGUCCCGUAUUCUGCAAAUGGAGGGCACCGAUGGAGCUUUGUGGAAGACAACACCUACUCUGAGUACUAUUGGGUAUCCCUGUAUUAUGAGCAUGUGUUUAUGGAUGGUAGUGGCCAUCUCACCAGAUUCCGCCAGGUAAAGAAACUUACCAGUCCCCUGCUGCUUCAAGUCCCCUUCACAAUUGACCAGACCAUCCUUGAAGAACACUACUUCACUGUGUAUCUGGGCAAUUUCCCUUAUGAUGUGGAGCUCUUUGAUGUGGUCCUCAAUGGAGAGCCUUUCAGUGUGCCUGAGGCAAUUCAAAGUGGCUAUCCAAUCGCAAGGGUCCCUCACUCUAAUGGAACUCAUGCAUAUGUCCUCAGGGUUCCUUUUGAGGAUCCUGUUGUACCUAAAAUGUACUUCAGUGAGGGGAUCCUCCAGUAUUCUUUGAACAUAAACUACACUCUAAACAUCAUUCCUCAUGACCCUUACUACCAUUCAGCUUCUGUAAUUGCUCAGAUCAAGGAUGUGUUCCCUCCUGAUUUCAAUGGGGUCUGCACAGAGACCGGCAUAAUCUUCAAGAUGGACCACCAAAAAUUGGGUUACCUGUGGGAGAUUGGCAUUGGGCAUUAUCCCCUCACCACUGAGUUGGCAGCACAUCGUGGCUACCUUCUGCACAAUGAUAGCCGGAGAUUGACUCUAGAGGUGCCAGUCUUUACACUUGGUUAUAUCUAUGAGGACAUUAACCUGAAGCAGUUUUUUGGCACAUUUGAAAUUCUGUCAAGGGAUGCAAAGACACUGGAAAUACAAAAAUCUGCAGCCAAGCGUUGCCUCUUCAGAACUGAUGAGCUAAUAGUUUGUUCACCAGAUGGUGUCAUGACUGUGGUAGCCAAUGUGACUGCCCCACUACCGGAAGCUGAGCCAAGCAGAGCCACUCUUCUGGAUGCUGGCUGCAAGCCUGACGACUUUGAUGAAUCUAGGGUUCUCUUUGCCUUUAGAGUGAACGCAUGCGGGACCAGGGUGAUGGUUGAUGAUUCCUACAUUACCUAUGAGAAUGAGAUUUUGGUAAAUCGAGGACUUUUUCCAGAGGGGGCACCAGUCAUCACCAGGGAUGCCGAUUUCAGGCUGACUGUACAAUGCUACUAUCCAGUCCAUGAUUUCAAUCAACUGUUUGUGGACAGGAAGUUCAAGUCUGAGACUCCUGGUUUUGGCUCCAUCAAUCAGGCUUCAGACUUAACCGUGAAACAUAUGCCCAAACAAACUACUCCUCCAAAUGUGCCAAAACAAACCACCCCUCAUGUGCCCAAACAAAAGACCCCCCCUACAGUUGCGACAGCUACAACCAAAUUGGGACCGGUUCAGUAUGUUCGGGUCACUUUGGGUUGAAGGACCUGCUUCUGAGGUAUUGUAAAGAAGUCUGACCUGGAUACAAAAUAAAUAUUUUUGUUAAUUGUU